Messenger RNA from Echinostoma caproni, 348 nucleotides. The record is from the annotation of a GenBank genome assembly. Lineage: Eukaryota; Metazoa; Platyhelminthes; Trematoda; Plagiorchiida; Echinostomatidae.
AUGCCAGUCUUAUUUUGCCCACUGUGUCACUCGCUUCUGAGUAUUGAAGAGUCAGCCAAUUGCUAUUCGCUGAAUUGCUCCACUCCUUGUUGCCCAUAUCGCUGGUACGUAACACAACCAUUGGUCCAGGUUCACAAGCCGAGACAAGAUGUCCGAUUGCGCCUGGAAGAAGAUGCUGUGUUUUCAAUCGACGAUCAAUACAGUUCUUCAGCUCAGAUUGAAGAGCGAUGUCCCAAAUGUGAUCACAACCGCGCCUAUUUUGUUCAGAUGCAAACUAGGUCGGCAGACGAACCAAGCACAACCAAAUAUUCAUGUAUGAAGUGUCGACAUAUUUGGACAGAAAACUGA